AUGGACAGCAAAGUUUCACGUACAGCUAUGCAAUACCUCGUCCUGCUCGCUUUGGCUGCCGGUUCUAGCGCCUUCCUUCUUGGAGGUGGUGGUGGUUGUGGAUGCGCACCUCCUCCUCCUCCUCCUUCACCAUGCGGAUGCGGUGGUGGUGGCCUCUCUCUUCCGCCUCUUCAACUACCCUCACUAUCCCUGCCAUCUCUCGGUGGUGGCUGUGGAUGCGCUCCUCCUCCAGCUCCAUGUGGAUGUGCUCCUCCUCCACCGCCACCAUGUGGUGGUGGAUGUGGAGGUGGUGCUCCUCCUCCAGUUUAUGCUGCUCCUCCUCCACCAGCUAAUGCUUAUCCAGUUCCUGGAAAGUAA
This is a messenger RNA of Strongylus vulgaris, 357 nucleotides long. The record is from the annotation of a GenBank genome assembly. NCBI's taxonomy places the organism in Eukaryota, Metazoa, Nematoda, Chromadorea, Rhabditida, Strongylidae.